AUGGCUUCCUUCGACAGUCGGGAUCUUGUUCCAUUUCCACCUGGUAGCAAUGCCAGCGACACUUUGAUCGAAGGAGUGCAUUAUAAUCUCACAACAUUGAAAGAUUGGAAUUAUACUUAUUAUUCCAACGGCACAUUUUCAAAUGGAUCCCUCUGCUUCAUCCUCUUCAAACCCUACACCCCUCAUUUACUCCAGAACGGUACUUUUCUUAACAGCACAUCAUGUUAUUCUCCGAUCGAGUCUAUGGGAGCACGGUCUAUAAUCGGUCUUGCACUGGGAAUUUUAUUCCUGGUAAGUAUUAUGUUCACAUUGGUUAAUCUACGAAAACAUGGCCGAACAAGCAUGUCUCCUCGCAAACGAUUCCGUGCAGUGAGUAGAAGAUGGCAAUGGUAUUGGAUGCUUAUAAUUGGGACCUGUGGAGGUAUAAGCGGCAUAAGUACCGUGGAUGUCGAUAGAUACUUUUUACCAGAGUUACCUUUUGCUUUGACAAACUUCUUCUGGUUCUUGAUGCUACCGGCAACAAUGGCGGCCGUGUGGGAGAGUGUGAGGCAUUGGGGCAGUUGGCAAGAGAGACAAAUGCUCGAUAUCCCUGAAAACAGACGUGCACUGAGGGAAGAUGAUAGGAGGACGAAGAUUGAACUAGUGAUACCAUUGGUCUUUUACUUCUUCUUUUGGUUGAAUUUUUUACUGGUCAUACCAAGAUCAUGGGGUUCCUUCGAAAAACAACGAGAUAUGGAUCAAAGUAAUAUUAUUGCUGCACCAGCUGCUACUGAUAUUCGCUUCAAACUCGCAGCUUUCUUUCUUUUUGGGGGAUGGUUAACAACAAUUUACUCUUUACAACACUCGAUAUAUCACUACAGAUCUCACGAACAGGGGUUUUGGAACCGUUUCAUUGCGCUUUUCAGACAAACUCCUACCAAAUUCGUCCUCACCCUCUUCCUUUCUUUAGUAAUGAUUGGAUAUAUCGCAGCGAUCUCAUUCUAUUUUCCAAUAUCCCCUCUCAACAUCCAUGCGAAAGUGGAAUUCAUAUAUCCUUUGGGUUGGGGACCAAUAGCACUGAUACUGCUCGUGUACGAAGUCGCCGGCUACUUGAAUCCGAAUGAAGAUCGCGAUCUACUCCGUCAGCGACGUAUUCGCGACGUAGUAGCAGACGAAGAGAUGGGAUACACGAGGAAACCACGAUGGUGGAGUAGACUACAUGGGGAUAACAAAUUUGGCGGUGUGCAAGAGAGGAUAACUGCUAACGUCGCUGAAGUCAAUGGUGGAGUACUAACAACUAAGGGAUUAGAAAGAGGGAUGGAAAUGCAAGAUCUUCCAUCGCCUACCAGAGAUGAAAGAGAUACUCAGCAUCCAUCAAACGAAAUUGAGGCAUUGGGGACGGCCAAUGCUGCAUUACAUCCUCCGCGUCUGGAUACCGAAGGAAGAUUUAGGGAUAGCCCACCAAGGACUAGAGAUUCAGAAGCGAGUUCAGUGACACAAGUGGGGUCUGAACAAGGUGGAAGCACUAAUAGUACUGUUUCCGUGUCGGCACACCCACAGCAGAUAAGGAGUAUGCUUGAUGUCUAG
Molecule: messenger RNA, 1566 nt
Organism: Sclerotinia sclerotiorum 1980 UF-70
Lineage: Eukaryota; Fungi; Ascomycota; Leotiomycetes; Helotiales; Sclerotiniaceae
Exons: 1
Coding region: 1-1566 (521 amino acids)
Source: RefSeq, a predicted model, not a curated record